UUCUUCCAUCAUGUUUAUGCUUUGGAACCAGCUAGCCAUGGACUAAACCCUCUGCCAAAAGAACUUCUUCUCCUUUAAGUUUCAGGUGUUAGGGACUUGGUCUGAGAAACAGGAAGGUAAAAUGUAACUUUGAAAGUUGUAUCUGUAUUUUCCCUGUAUUUCAACAAAGAAAUUGACUUAGUAAGUGACACAGCUUGUCACUAACCAUAAUAAGCAGAUACUCUAUCAAUUUGAGAUAGAUAUUCAUGUCUUCACAUUCACAGAAUAUGUAAGGAAUACCUUAAAUAUUUUAAAUCUAUUGUUCAGUAGAAAAAAACUUAUUUUUGUAAAACAUUUUGUAUUAAUGAAAAGGUUUUGUUGCUGAAGGAAAUUGCCUCUCACAAUACAAACUAUAAAAUGAAAUUCACUACUGAUGAGAGAUACAGUAGAAGAUUUCCAACUUUAGUGUGAAUCAGUAUCCAUGAAGGAAUUGUUUAUCCAAAGGCUAUUCAACUGCUUCCCAGAGGUCCUGGUUCAUACUGGCAGAGGAGGCCUGAGAAUCUGCAUCCAUGUCAAGGUCAAAAUCAUGUAAAUGGUGCUGGUUUAUGGAAAUAAAGUGAAAAAUUAAGAACUAGGACACUGGAGAAGCAGGAGAGAAGUAAGAGAUCCAGAUCUGGACCCUAUUCCCCAAGAUCUUCAAAUAUUCAUGGGCUGGUGCAUCUCACAGUGCAAAGCCUGAGUUGCGGGAGGACGCAUCAGCCAAAACCAGGAUGGUUCAGCAGCCCCAAACAUGGAAAAACAACUGCUCAAACUGUUCAAGGGCGCCAUCUCACAGGGACCUUUUCUCUCAUGCCCACAGGACGCCCAGCCAGACAGAAUGGCUGCAGAAAAUCACUCUACAGUGACAGAGUUCAUCCUUGGAGGAUUAACUAACAGGCCAGAGCUCCAGAUACCCCUCUUCCUCCUCUUCCUGGGGAUCUAUAUGGUCACCAUGGUCGGGAACCUGGGCAUGAUCACCCUGAUAUGUCUCAACAAGCAGCUUCACACGCCCAUGUACUACUUCCUCAGCAAUCUGUCACUUGUGGACCUCUGUUACUCUUCUGUCACCACCCCUAAAAUGCUGGUCAACUUUGUGUCCCAGAAGAAUGUCAUCUCCUAUGUGGGGUGCAUGUGUCAGCUCUACUUCUUCCUUGUUUUUGUCAUUGCUGAGUGUUACAUGCUCACAGUGAUGGCCUAUGACAGAUAUGUGGCCAUCUGCCACCCUUUGCUUUACAAUAUUAUCAUGUCUCAUGCUCUCUGUUCCUUUCUGGUGGCCCUCGUCUUCACUAUGGGAUUCAUUGGCUCCACAAUAGAGACUGGCCUCAUGUUGAAAUUGAGCUAUUGUGAAAGUUUCAUCAGUCACUACUUCUGCGACAUCCUUCCUCUCAUGAAACUCUCCUGUUUCAGCACCUAUGAUGUGGAGAUGGCAGUCUUUUUCUUAGCUGGAUUCGACAUCAUACUCACCAGCUUAGUUGUCCUUGUUUCCUAUGCCUUCAUCCUGUCCAGCAUCCUCCACAUCAGCUCUAAAGAGGGCAGGUCCAAAGCCUUCAGCACCUGCAGCUCCCAUCUUGCAGCUGUGGGACUGUUCUAUGGAUCCACUGCAUUCAUGUACUUAAAACCCUCCACCGCCAGUUCCCUGGCCCAGGAGAAUGUGGCUUCUGUGUUCUACACCACAGUGAUCCCCAUGCUCAACCCCUUGAUCUACAGCCUGAGGAACAAGGAAGUAAAGACGGCCCUGCAGAGAACACUAAGAAGAAAACUCCUUUGAUGUGAAAUUUAUUGUUCUGUUUCUGUAUAAAAGUAGGUUCUUAGAAACUCCAGAUGGGUGCUCUCUGCAUGGUUACCCAGUUGUGGAUUGGAAAUUGUAAUUUCUCUAUGUAUUGGGGUCCAUCAUUUCUCUUUUUCUUCUCCCUUAACUUGCACAUUUCCAUGAUUAUAUUUGAA
Cavia porcellus (domestic guinea pig) is the source of this 1962-nucleotide messenger RNA. Its product is annotated as olfactory receptor 8A1. The record is from RefSeq and is a predicted model, not a curated record. Gene Ontology annotation, biological process: G protein-coupled receptor signaling pathway; sensory perception of smell. Gene Ontology annotation, molecular function: odorant binding; olfactory receptor activity; G protein-coupled receptor activity. NCBI's taxonomy places the organism in Eukaryota, Metazoa, Chordata, Mammalia, Rodentia, Caviidae. The transcript has a single exon. Bases 770 to 1786 code for a protein of 338 amino acids. Gene Ontology annotation, cellular component: membrane.